GGGUUGGUUUGCUUCAUAUUUUCAAUAAUAGAUGUCUAUCGUCUUUCGAGCACUUCUACAUUCUUAAUCUUACAAUAACUGGAUCUGUAUUGUUCUUAGCCAGUAGAGAUGAACAUGGUGGACUGUUAUUCGGUCUUCGCGGUACCAGGUCAACUGAUAUAACAAUAUGAAAGCACUUAUUUUAGUUGGGGGUUAUGGCACUCGACUCCGGCCUUUAACACUAACUUAUCCCAAACCGAUAGUAGAAUUCUGCAACAAACCCCUUUUACUACAUCAAAUUGAAGCCCUUGCCAAAGUUGGAGUAUCAGAGGUGAUCUUAGCUGUUAGCAAAUGUGCUGAUCGAAGUGAUAUCUUAGAAAACGAGUUAAAAAAGCAUGAGAAGAAAAUUGGAACUAAAAUUACAUUCUCCUAUGAAACUGAAGCAAUGGGAACUGCUGGUCCAAUCGCCUUAGCUAAAGAUAUGCUCCUCGUGGACGAUAGUCCAUUUUUUGUGCUCAACAGUGAUAUCAUGUGUGAUUUCCCGUUCAAGGCAAUCAUUGCAUUUCAUAAAAAUCACGGAAAAUCGGGAACUAUUUUGGUAACACAAGUUGAAGAACCUUCAAAAUAUGGCGUUGUUGUUUACGAUCAAACAACUGGACGUGUGGAUCGUUUUGUUGAAAAACCAAUUGAAUUUGUUGGUAAUAAGAUAAAUGCCGGUAUAUACUUACUUAAUCCUAGUGUUAUUGACAAGAUCCCCCUACGCCCAACUUCCAUUGAGAAAGAGAUAUUCCCAGAGAUGGCAAACGAGAAACAACUUUAUUGCAUGACAUUACCAGGGUUCUGGAUGGAUGUUGGACAACCGAAUGAUUUUCUCAAAGGUACAAGUUUGUAUCUAAAUUACUUGAAACAAUCAGAUCAUUCGAAAGAACUAGCAACUGGAUCUAAUAUUCAUGGAAAUGUUUUAAUCCAUCCAACUGCUUCAGUUUCACCUACUUGUGUUCUUGGACCCAGUGUUGUUAUUGGGCCAGAGUGUAUAGUUGAAGAUGGAGUAAGAAUUCGUAAUUCCACCUUACUUCAAGGGAGUAUUAUUCGUUCUCAUUCUUGGCUAGAAACUUGUAUUAUUGGUUGGCGAUGUACUGUUGGGCAGUGGGUAAGAAUGGAUAAUGUCACCGUCUUAGGUGAAGAUGUCAUUGUAUCUGAUGAAUUAUUUGUAAAUGGUGCACGUGUAUUACCACACAAAAGCAUUGCCCAAUCAGUUGUUGAACCACAAAUUAUUAUGUAACAUGCCUGGUAUGGAAACUCUUGUAAAGUGCUGUGAUCAAAACUUUUUCUUUCUCCCCAUACUCCUACUAUUCUUAUGAUCAGUACUAAUCUAUCGCCUUUUUAUUUCAACAACGUGUUUUCCACAUAGGAAUAUUACCGUUUUUUUUAUGUUCCACUGACUGCUGUCAUAAUUGUUAUUUUGUUUAAUUUAUUUUUUGUUCAUUUAAAACAUUUUACUAAAAGUAAAUCCAACCAAGUUCUAGCUCAAUGAAAUAUCACUUCCCGCUUUUUUUGGUUAUUCUUAUUACUAAUGUAGGAAACAAAAUUUAUAUUUGCUAUCCAGUGCUUUCCUUUAUGUUGUUAAAGGUUGAUAUGAUUUCGUUUGUUUUAAUCAGUUGUUGAAUUUAAUAUUGUUGGAUGGUUUGCUUUUUGUAUUUUUUUUAAAAAUUUCUAUAUUUAAAUAUAUGCAUUAUUUGGAUUGG
This is a messenger RNA of Schistosoma guineensis, 1724 nucleotides long. Lineage: Eukaryota; Metazoa; Platyhelminthes; Trematoda; Strigeidida; Schistosomatidae. The record is from the annotation of a GenBank genome assembly.